GAAACCCAACCAAAAUAACGGCGGCUUAAAGUCUCAGUUGACUCAGAUCGGUUGGACAGUGCGGUUCGUUUUCGACUUCGACUCGAAAGCAAAAGCUAAAGAAAAAGCAUAAAAAACGCCGGAACUGCGGCCUAAACCUGUUUUGGCCAAGUGAACGCAACAACAAUAGCAGCGAAAACGCAUGCAAGUGACGAAACGACCUUAAGCAAAAGCCAGAAAAAGUUUUAAAAAUAUAUUACGCUUGGCUCCCUAAUUACAAAAAUAUUUUUUGUGUCUUUAUCCAAGAAAUUCGAUGACGCAGUGUCUGAGGGAAAACCCCCAAAAUGCAAAAUAAGCGAAAAUAAGCAUCGCUUAAAAAGAAAACAACAAAAAUUAACGAAACAACACGCGUACGUGGCCAGGCUAAGGAAGUGGUAGUGUCCGCAGCAGCAGGAAAAAAUAAUAAUAAAAAUAAACAAAAUGACAUUGAGCAACAAUGUUCUUUGUCUGCAAUUGCAACGCCGACUGUUACUAGUCGUUGUAACGUUUUUCCUGCUACUAUCCAGUGCUUUGGCCCAGGGCGAGGAGGAGGAGGAUGGACCGUAUCGUGGAAAAUAUCUGGGGAAACUCAACUCCUACCAUCAUCAGGUGUCCGGCGAUGUGUACGCCGUGAAUGAGUUUACCUUUCUGAUUGUGGGCUUCAACUACGACGGCAACGGGGCGGAUACGUUCUUUUGGUCGGGAGCCAGCAACAGGCCGGGACCGCAGGGCUUUAUAGUGCCCGACGAGUAUGGGAAAACCAAUAUCUUGGAUCGCUACCACAACAAGGACUUUACUCUGACUCUACCCGAUCGCAAGAAGAUUACAGAAAUCAAGUGGCUGGCGGUUUACGAUCUGAAUAACCAGAACAACUUUGGCGAUGUAUAUAUACCGGAAGAUUUUGAGCCCCCAAUGCCCCAACUGGGCGGCACCUUCUCCAAGCGCAGCCACAAUGUGAGCAGCAGCAGCAUUCAGAUCCUAGACUCGAAAACCAUUCGCAUCAAGGACUUUACGUACGAUGGUCAAGGCAAGAGGACCUUUUUCUGGACCGGCGUCGGAGCGCAGCCAUCGAGUCGUGGCAGUAAACUCCCAGAUGAGCGAGGAUACCUGGAUCCCAUAAGAAAAUACAACAUGGAGACCAUUGAUUUGCAGUUGCCGGGUGACAAGACCAUCUUUGACAUUGACUGGAUCAGUGUGUACGAUGUGGCCGACAACGAGAAUUAUGGUCAUGUGCUGAUCAACGAUGGUUUGAAUGUUCCACCGUCUUUGGUAAAGGUGAUACCCUUUGAAUUCUCGCUGCCCAACUGCCGGCAGCUGCACAAAGACUUGCAGGUGUCCUGGGAGGUCUUCGGGCCCCAGAUCACAUUCCAACUGUCCGGUCAGGUGGCGGCCAAUGAUUACAUGUCCUUUGGCAUAUCGGGAUCGGAUGUGUCCAGUCAGAUGAUCGGCUCCGAUGUGGUGGUGGCUUAUAUAGACGAGAUCCGUGGGUACUCUGUGGACUAUAACAUCACCUCGCUGGCACCAUGUGUCCAGGUUUUGGGGCAGAACAAGGGCGUUUGUCGGGACGAUGUUGUCGGUGGACUGGACAGCUUUCAGCUAAACACUUAUGCCCGCAAGGAUGGCAUCAACACAAUCAGUUUCCGUCGCCUCCUGAAAUCGUCGGACGAUGGCGAUAAAGAGAUCUUCUUGGAUCGAAGCAACUACGUGGUCUGGGCCUUUGGCCAGUUGGAUUCAAACAACGAGCCUGCUUUUCAUACGUAUUAUCCCAAAAGCGACAUUGUGAUAGAUUUCAACACCACGGAACCGGUGAACGAUUGUUUUGCCUUCACUUCACAAAAGGAGACACCACCGCAGCUGUGGGAACGCACCAGGAUAACAGAUGCCUCCGUGCGUAGCUUCAAUGCUUACCUGGGACCCUCCGGAGGACUUCGUGGCUAUCAGGGAUUAACUGGCCAUGUGUCCAGCGGCUUGGCCUGGUACAUCAACGGCUAUAUGAUACCCGAGCUGUACCUGAAACGCGGCCUGACCUAUACCUUUAAGGUGAGAGGAGGCAAUAAUCCCCACUCGCCGGAGCACUAUCAUCCGCUGGUCAUCACCGACGAUCCCCAGGGCGGCUACGAUCGACUCUCGGAUGCGAAACAGAGUGAGAUCAGGGUUUUGGCUGGAGUGGAGUUCACCAGGAGGGGAAGGCCCAAGCCCACGGCUGCCGGCCCCUUGUGCUUGUCCCGAUAUCCUCCCAAUUAUGAUCGCCGCCUGGACGACAUCUUUCCCACAUUCAAGAAGUUCAAUCGAUCCCUGAUCACUGAAUGUGUAGAUGAGGCACCUGCGCUGUUAGAGAUUACCCCGAACAUCACCUGGCCGGAUACGGUGUACUACAACUCCUUUACUCAUGGCAAUAUGGGUUGGAAGAUUCACAUUGUGGACAGUUAUACAAAUCUUAGGAAUGGAGCGAGACCCUUGACAUGGUCCCUAGCCAUUAUUCUGCUGCCUUGGAUGGUGCUUCAGUACUGAUCGUUCUCUUUCUCUUCCUGUUAGUUUGUCCUAAUCGAAUAUUUAGUGUCUUAGUCUUAAAUAAGCAGUCACAAUUUCAUGUAUUUGAAGCGCGUUAUGUGAAGUUGAGUUUAGAUAUACAAAGAUAGGUUUUAUAAAAUAUGAAAGAAUCUGAGAUUCUGUUUUGCUUAAUACUCACUCGGCUCUUGUUUUACAUAUUUACAAUCUUAUUUUUUUAUGUCUAGACUCAGUGGAAGUUUAUGUGCUCAUGUUAUAUGUAUUAUUAUUUAAAUCUUAUUUAAAUACAGAUCUGUGUUGUAUUUUGUAAUGAGU
This is a messenger RNA of Drosophila kikkawai, 2841 nucleotides long. It is a transcript of the gene knk, whose product is annotated as protein Skeletor knk. The record is from RefSeq and is a predicted model, not a curated record. NCBI's taxonomy places the organism in Eukaryota, Metazoa, Arthropoda, Insecta, Diptera, Drosophilidae.